UACGUCAAAAUUCAUUAGUAGUAGGUAGGAAAUCAAAAUAUUUCGUUUUCGUAAAUGUACCUAUGAUGGGUAGAAAACAGCUGUUUGUAGAUUACAUCUUGUUUUGUUAUUUAUAAAAUAGCUGCGUACAUUAAAUAAGGUAUUUUUGUAUAUAUUUCGUUGGUCAUGUUAGUAAUUUGUAAUUGUUUUAGUGUUGUUCUUGAAAAUGAAACAAAGGACUCGACUCUUGAACGGCGGUGAUGACAUAUUGACAGAUAUGAAUGGAACUAUGAACGACGAUAUUAACUAUAAUGGCCAGAUUCAACUACAUAGAAUAAAGCCACAAGACCACUUCAUUGAGGCGCAAGUACAAGUGGGGGAUACUUUACAAGCGAUUGCUCUGCGUUUCCAUUGUUCAAUUUCAGAAUUGAAGAGGAUAAAUCACAUACACAAAGACAAUGAGAUAUUUGCAAGAAGAACAAUUAAAAUACCAGUCACACCUUACUCUGUUCUCACAGAGCUUAUUCCGAUACAACAAGAAACUGUGCCUACAUCAUCAAAUAAUGCUCGUACAACUCUUACAAUGGAUAAUCCACUUGAAGAUCUUGUACAGAACAAAAUAACACCAGGAAAGCAUGAAAACCAAGACAUUGAUUUUGCAAUAGACUGCAAUACAGUUGUUAUGAACAGUACAUUGGCUCCAUCUAUAACCCCAUAUACAGAUGUAGAACCAACAGAACCUAUUUCAGAAGAUACACAGCUCUUACCAAACAAAGAAAAAGUUUCUAUUGAAGCUGUUGUUGUCAAGCAAUUGACAUCUCAAGGAGCAGAUUUUGGUUUGAAAUGGUUUCAUUUAUUGUGUUUUGUGCUUGUUCUUGGUGUGGUAACACCAAUUGUGUAUAUACUGUUCUAUUUGGAUAAACCGGAACAUACCGAAGUGCCUUCAUUGCAUCCAACAUGAUUUCUAUUUAUAUAUUCAUCUUAGAACUUUUUUACGAUAUUUUGUAUAAAUUUGUAUUUUAAGGAAAUUAAUGUGUGAUUUUAUAAUACAAUGAUUAUACUGUAAGACCACUCAACAA
Messenger RNA from Leptidea sinapis, 1058 nucleotides. RefSeq names its product lysM and putative peptidoglycan-binding domain-containing protein 3-like. The transcript is spliced from 3 exons. The record is from RefSeq and is a predicted model, not a curated record. Bases 206 to 940 code for a protein of 244 amino acids. NCBI's taxonomy places the organism in Eukaryota, Metazoa, Arthropoda, Insecta, Lepidoptera, Pieridae.